AUGUUCCGUCCGAGCCGUGCAUGGGCAAACGAUGGCUUUGAGGCAUAUCGACUAGCCACUGCAAGUAAUGUGCACAUGCAUGUGCAUGCUCUUCCAAAAAGCGUACUUGUCCAUAACGUACAUGCCGCUGCCACAGUUGGGUACAAGGAGCUCAAGGCCCAAUCAGCUCAAAAGCCACUUGCCGCACUCAAUAAUGCCGUUGCCUACGUGGCAUCGGACGGAUCGGUCGUGCAAGCAAAUCUACACGAGAGUGUAGCAUCAUUCCAAGUGCAUGAAAACCCAUGUGCGGAUGCGUGGAACGGCGCUGAGCGUAUGCCAUCGGUGGUGGCGCUCGAUCCAUCGACGUGGAUCGUGAGCGGGAUGGGCUCCUCGAUCUUCGUCAUUGAGGAGCAAGCACAGUACAUGAUUCACAUUCCCGAUAUCCCAGAUUCCGAGAAAGAGUCACGCCAAAAUCGUGCAGCGAAUCUCCCCUGGUAUGUCUUUCAAGCUGAGGCCGCGUCAGAUCAUGUCCUGUUCCUGCUUCAGCGAGCAUUUCGAUUGCGCGACACACACCAAACCGGGUUCGAUAUUAUUCGCGUGGCGGUUUGUGACAGACAACCCGAAAUUUUAUGGCACGUUACGUGCGCGCAGCCUAUUAUGUAUGCGCAUUGCCACGGGCGUCAAGCACUCCUGGGCGCUGAGGUGCCUGUAUCUACGACAGAUGACACAGGCUCUGUACCUCGUGUACCUCCUUACACGUGGAAGCAAGACAAUCAAUCUGUUACAGUCACGUUUACGCUGCCUUUGAGCGUGCAGAAGCAACAAAUGCACGUGUCACUUUCUCAGCAAGGCUUUCGUGUGUCAUUGGAGGCUCCAGAAGCACGUAUCAUUUCUCUGGACGAGUGCACAUCGCUGGAGCCACAAAUUGUUGCAGAGGAAUCGUUACGUCGAGGUUUGUACGAAGCAUGCACACUGUGGGCACCCAUCCAUCCCGACGAUAGCACAUGGACGUGGGAGCCACAUGCUCAACACCAUGUCUUGGCCUUACAUUUGGCCAAAGCCCAUCCAGGCACUCGCUGGCCGAGUGUAUUUUCAGACGAUGAUGGUGUAUCUGAGACGCUUGAUGCAUCUGAACUAACCCCUAUGCUUGACCGCACAAACAAAUACACCUCGUCGAGUCUUCUUCAAGACGGCCUUGAGGACGAGGACUGGCAGAAUGGUACGUCUUGGGUCAUUUCAUACGUGGACGCAAAUGGUCUUGUAUCACAAGCAAAGGAUCAAGCAACGUUCUUGGCUUCCAGUGUAUCUAAGAGCUGCCUUGGUAUAGAUCCAGCCAUUUUACUUAAAUACGACGUCGACGGCCAUGUGUUUGUUCCUCCAAGAGCGCCUCUGUCUUUAGACGCCUGGACUCACACAGAGACGGUACCGGCUAUUAGCUAUGUUCUUGCCUCAAAGCGCGAUGCUCAUCCCGUGUACAUGUAUCGCAAUGGGCUAGCGACGUGGCUCAUCGUCAUCGAGUCACGGCCUUAUUCUGCACCAAAGCAUUCAGGCUCGCUGAUCUACAUAUAUGGAGCGCCCGGCUCGCCGCGUGCAGAUCAUGCGUCUUUGGCACCAGCAGCCUUGGCUGAAGCAGUGAGAAGAAACGAGCCACCAGCGUCAGGUUUGUGUCGUGUGCUUUCUAUCGACGCAGGGCCUAUCCUUGAUGUGGUAGUGCUUCCAAACCAGGGAGAACGGAUGGUUUGUCUUUGUGAAUCAUCGCUCCUCAUCAUCGACGGGGCAUUUUCGCUCUGA
Malassezia globosa CBS 7966 is the source of this 1770-nucleotide messenger RNA. RefSeq lists its product as uncharacterized. The transcript has a single exon. NCBI's taxonomy places the organism in Eukaryota, Fungi, Basidiomycota, Malasseziomycetes, Malasseziales, Malasseziaceae. The coding region runs from base 1 to 1770 and encodes 589 amino acids. The record is from RefSeq and is a predicted model, not a curated record.